Solanum dulcamara is the source of this 1324-nucleotide messenger RNA. RefSeq names its product probable aquaporin NIP7-1. The coding region runs from base 159 to 1028 and encodes 289 amino acids. The transcript is spliced from 5 exons. NCBI's taxonomy places the organism in Eukaryota, Viridiplantae, Streptophyta, Magnoliopsida, Solanales, Solanaceae. Gene Ontology annotation, molecular function: channel activity. Gene Ontology annotation, cellular component: membrane. The record is from RefSeq and is a predicted model, not a curated record. Gene Ontology annotation, biological process: transmembrane transport.
UAACAAAUGAAUUAACGAGAAAUUAUCUAUUUUGCAUCAUCUUUACCUUUUGGUUUUGUGCAUUAUUUGAUUACUUUAUAAACGAUUCAUUAUGCAACCUGUCAAUUAAACUUCCUUUUUCAUGUCCACAACACACGAAAGGAGAGAUAAUUAGUUAAAUGAUCAUGAAAUUGCCUUCUUUUGAAAAUGGUUUAUCCGUCGAAUUUCAAGUUGAUGCAUCAACGAGUGAACAAUCUACAUAUGAUCAAGACACCACAUCUCAUUCAACAUCAAGCAAUGUAGAGAUGUUGUACAAGAGAAACGUUUGCAACUCAAUACUAGGAAUUGAUCCAAUCCUCCUUCGUAUGGUUUUGGCAGAAGCAUUAGGGACUUUUUUGUUAAUGUUUUGUAUAUGUGGGAUAAUGGCAAGCAUGGAAAUAAUGAGAGUGCAGGUGGGGCUUAUGGAAUAUGCAACCACAGCAGCACUAACAGUAGUAGUUGUAGUCUUCUCUAUAGGCCCUAUCUCUGGGGCUCACAUUAAUCCUGCUGUCACUUUAGCAUUUGCAGCUGUUGGACAUUUUCCAUGGUCCAAGGUUCCAUUUUAUAUAGUGGCACAAGUGGGAGGUUCAAUAUUGGCUACAUAUACAGGAAAAUUGGUGUAUGGAUUAAAAGCAGAAUUUAUGACAACACGACCUCUACAUGGUUGCACUUCAGCAUUUUUAGUAGAGCUUUUGGCAACCUUCAUUGUUCUCUUCCUAAGUGCAUCAUUGACAAAUGAUCCUCAAUCUACAGGACCAUUGUCUGGAUUUGUUGUUGGCGUGGCCAUUGGACUGGCUGUCCUAAUUUCGGGCCCUGUUUCAGGAGGAUCAAUGAACCCAGCCAGGUCUUUAGGACCAGCAAUUGUUGCAUGGAAGUUUGGUAACUUGUGGAUAUAUGUUGUAGCCCCAAUUAUAGGAGCUAUUGCAGGAGUUGUCUUCUAUCGGUUUUUACGCCUUCAAGGCUGGUCUUGCAAACCUAAAUCCACUCCAACAACUCAUCAACAUAUAUAGUCCCCUCUAACUCAUAAUUUUAGUUUAGUAUAAACCUAUAUUUUAAUGGUGUUAUUUGUGGAAGUUUUCUACCCAAUAAAUGUAGGUUCGAUUCUUGCACUUCACUUUUUUUUUCCUUAUGUGCUAGAAAUUAAGUUAUUAAAAUAUAUGUAUAUAUAUAUAUUCAAUUUAAAGCAUCGAUUUCGUAUACAUAUGUUCUUGAUGAAUAACAUAACACGUUGAUGACCCCAAGAAGUUGCCACUAUUGGAAAAUUGAGCAUUAUAUAACAGCUUGAGUGUGAGAUAACGUUUGUGCA